UCCUGCAGCCGUCUCCUGUGUGACCGGACGCUGUGGGGCUCCAUCGCACGGACGCCGAGGUUCAAUGACGUCAUCCAAAGCGACACCAUGCUUAAGGCGGUGACCGGACUGGAAUUAUUCACUGCAGUAACACAACGGGUUAAAUCACCAGGAAACGCAUUUCAGCAUCUCUUGAAGGAAUUAGAUCUACAAAAGUAUGUGAAUUCAAAGCUAACACUAAACGAGGUCUUAGAACUAGGACUGGAUCAUGUCCAUCAGGACCAAGCACUGGAAACAGGACUGGAUCAUGUCCAUCAGGACCAAGCACUGGAAACAGGACUGGAUCAUGUCCAUCAGGACCAAGCACGGGAAACAGGACUGGAUCAUGUCCAUCAGGACCAAGCACGGGAAACAGGACUGGAUCAUGUCCAUCAGGACCAAGCACGGGAAACAGGACUGGAUCAUGUCCAUCAGGACCAAGCACAGGAAACAGGACUGGAUCAUGUCCAUCAGGACCAAGCACAGGAAACAGGACUGGAUCAUGUCCAUCAUGAUCAACCGCAGGCCAAAGAGGAGAUCCCUUGGAUUUACUUAAAGAAACUGAUGGCCUUAAACUCCACUGCAAGGGAGAUGGUCAGUGACAUCCACCCGCUAGAUGUCCUCUGCGUCCUCCUGCAAUGUGCCGACAGCUUUCUACAGCAAGAGAUUGUAACCAAAAUGUCCAUGUGCCAAUUUGCUGUCCCUCUGCUGCUUCCUCCCACCAUCGGCCCAAACAACACCCUCAUGCUAUGGGCUAUGAGAGGUAUUGUGAAGCGAUGGAAAACUCACGUAAAAAAAAGCAGCAAAAAAUUCAUAGAAGAAAAUAUAGUAUAUAUUCCCAUGCCAGUCUUCUCGUUUGUCAGAUUGGGGAAAGUGAAAUUAUCCAAAUCUCUGCUCUUAAACAACCUCCUCAGCUCACGAGCUCAAAACCACGACUUCUUCAUACACGAGAAUUUGGAGGGAGGAAACGUGGAGAAAAAAGUGUCUGAAGGCCUCGUAGAAAUGUCCUGGUACUUUCCUUGUGGGAAAUCUGACGUCUUCCCAGAACCUGUUGCAGUGACCAAUCUACGUGGAGACCUGGGGUCCAACUGGGAACAGUUCACAUUUCUGACUCGAAUCUCAUCGGCUGUGUUCAUAUUUGUCGACAGGGUUCCUACAGAGGCAGAAACCAGGCGAUUACCAACCGGCACUAACUAUUAUUACGUUGUCACUCAGUUUGAAGAGUCACAUAAGACAAAAUGGGACAACUUCAUGUCGAUGUUCAGGAUUGAUCAGGGCAAUGUUAUAAUAAAAGGACAGAAAACAAACCUAAGUCAAAUAGUGCAAGUGAUGAGAAAGACCAUGAUGUCCUUGAGUACCAAACAGAUCACAAUUAAAAACAUGGCAUAUAAAAUCUCUGGUCUUCCCAUCUGUGUAGAUGAGCAAUCGGAAGAAUGCAGUCGGGCGAGAAGAUAUGCUGAAGAGCUAACACAAGACAUUGCAGUGGUAGAGAAGUAUAAAGAAAAGGCAAUGGCCUUACAGGGGAAGCUCUGGAAACAACUGUCCGCAACAGAGAAGGAGCUCUGCCGAAUGAGCAGACAGGGGGAGCGGAGCAUGCAGGACUACCAGUCAGAACUGACGGACAAACAGGCCUCCAUUCGUCAGCAGCAAAGUGAGACCACAAUGCAUAAGAGCAUAGAGCGCUUUAUUGCAGCAACCACUGGCCUUCCACCGCCAGAAAGACGCUAUUUUCUUAAAUGGCUUCAGGAGGAACUCAGUUCACUUGCUAGAAGAGAUAUCUCGGCGUUGCAGGUGAAAUACAAUGAAACAUGUCUCAAGAUAAAUGAUCUAGAACUAAAGAAUCAACCACUAGAAAGAUGUAGAACAGAACUGAAGCAGCUGGAUGAGAAGAUUUCGGAUAGCUCUUUGGGACUUGAACACUUCCUGCGGGAGAUGGGGCAGAUCUAUGAGGCUGAACGGGCUAUGCAGAAUCGAGGACCGAUGAACAUGAAUCGGAGAAGUGCUGACAGCUUUCCAGGCACAGCUGCCGAUCUCCUGCUGGAUGGGUUCCCACUGGAGCUGAUUGAUGGAGAUGUCUCCAACAUUCCCAUACAGUGGAUAACGGAUGUCCUGACCGAGCUUGAUAGGAAGACCGACGGACGCUGUAGGAUGAGAGUGAUAUCGGUGCUGGGAGUGCAGAGUACGGGGAAGUCCACCCUUCUGAACACCAUGUUUGGUCUACAGUUCCCUGUGGCCAGUGGACGCUGCACACGAGGAGCCUUCAUGACCCUUAUCAAAGUGAAGGAAACCUCCCGGGAAGAACUAGGCUGUGACUUGGUCAUGGUGAUUGACACUGAAGGGUUAAGGGCCCCCGAGCUGUCUUCUCUGGAGGGCAGUUAUGAGCACGACAAUGAGUUGGCCACAUUAGUGGUUGGGUUGAGUGAUAUCACCAUAGUAAACAUAGCCAUGGAAAACGCAACAGAAAUGCAAGAUAUUUUACAGAUUGUGGUCCAUGCUUUUCUCCGGAUGAAAGAGAUAUGGACAAAAACACAGUUGGUUUUUUCCCCUCAGAAUGUGAGUGAUGUGUCCGCUCAAGAGAACAACAUGAGGGAUAGAAAAAAACUCCUAGAACAGCUCAACGAAGUGACAAAAAUAGCUGCAAAAAUGGAAAAAAGAAGUAAAGUCUCAAUGUUCAGCGACGUGAUGGACUAUAAUCUGGAGAGAAACAACUUGUACAUUUCUGGCCUGUGGCAGGGGAAGCCACCAAUGGCCUCUGUGAACGUUGGUUACAGUGAACAAGUUCAAGACCUUAAAAAAUAUUUACUUGAAUUUAUGAAACGUCAAAAACGUUAUCGGAAUCCGUCCAGCAUUCCCCAAUUCUGCAAAUGGAUCGAAAGCUUAUGGAAGGCUGUAAAGUAUGAGACAUUCAUCUUCAGUUUCCGAAACAGCCUGGUAGCGGACGCUUACUACAGACUGUCCAUGCAGUUCUCCCUGUGGGAAUGGGAAUUUCGCAAAAAGGUCCACAGCAAAGUUAACAGCUUACAGAACAGCAUCAAAAAUCUGUCAGAGGAGGCUCCAGACAGAGGAGCACAUGCCGAACUCAAGAACCUGGAAAACUGCAUCCAUCAUGAAGAAACUCAAAUGAUCCGGUCACUAGAAAAAUAUUUCGAGGAUAGGCUAGAAAAUCAAAAUGUUCAACUUCUAGAAAGAUAUCGGGAAGACUUCAUUAAAAGCAUCCAGUCUCUGAGAAGGGAACUGGAAAAUAACGCUCAAGUCAAGUACAGGGAAGCGGUUGCUAUACAGAGAGAGACAUUAGCCAUUCAGAAUAUCCAGAAUAGAUAUCAAGAGUUAAUAGAAGAAAAGAUCACCAAACUUCUAGAACGCUGCAGAAAGGAAAACUACAGGUUGGGUAAUAAUGAUUUAAUGAAGGAAUUCAAUACCAUGUGGACCGAGACUCUUGAAGACCAACAGAUCAGUCAUGUGAACAAGCGUAACGUCCGACAGUCCAUGUUUUAUCAACUGAAACGAGACAUGGGCAUGAAAGGACCUCUGGUCAACGAGAGGCUUACAUCAGAAUGUACGUUACGAAGCUCCUCGCUGAUCGAUCACUAUUUAACAGAGGAGAUAACUAACGAGGAGGACCACAAGCUGAAGACAAUGGUGACCUCGCUAGACCAGCGCUGUGAAGAAGAAUAUGUAGACAGAGUCGUUAACACAGGUGGAGAUUAUGUCGAUGUUUUCUGCUAUGAAUUACUUAACAUGAUCAACGAACAACUUGGGGCCAAAACAGGCAACGUGGCGGACUAUUCUGUAGAGUUUGAGUUGGAGAUCAAGAUUUUCAUUUUACAUAAAGCGUCUCAGAAGUUUCAGGACAUGCACGAGAGAUUCAACCACAACAACCACCCAAGGGCCAUUCUAGAGCGCCUCAAACCUCAGUAUCUGUCAAUAUUCGCCAACUCAUUCCAAGAAAAGGAUGAAUGUCAGAGCCGAGCCAAACGCUUCACCCAGCUCUGCCUGAAACCGGCCAUAUUCAACUAUAUAUUCCAGAAUCUCGGAGAUAAAAUUAUGGACGAUGUUCUUCUUGGUCCCAAUAAUCAGACUUUUAGAAACAGAAGUUUUUUUCAAAACACUCUGCUAGAAGGUCUACUGUCCGACAUGUCAUUCCAGGAAUACGUCAAGUACAUAAGCUCCUAUGAGGUAUACGCCAAAGACUGGACGUUAAAAUAUAUUUCUAAAACGUACAGAAAUUCCCCAGUUCUAGAGUCUUUACAAGAACAGGUUCUCGCUGAUAUCAUCUCAAGAAUCAAAGACAUUCUCAACAAUGAAGAAUGCCAGGAAAGUCCAAACCUCUCCAGAUUUUUAAAAAUAUUUUGUGGGAUGUUAAGAAAAGAAUUGGUGCUGUCAACGGCAGAGAUUAAAGUGUUGGCCUUCCACAGCCUUAUGAAUUCUAAGCAAUUUUCUUCUGAUGUUCAGGUCUUUCUCCAAGACACAGAACAAGAGGUUCGGUCAGAGAUGAGGUCUAUGAGUUUUGAAUCUCUACUUUCCAAAAUCACAUUGAAGCCUCAGGAUGAGCUGCUGAAGAAAGCGAUUGGAUGUGGACACCAGUGUCCGUUCUGUAAAGUCCCCUGUGAGGCUGGAAGUGAUGCCCACGAGAACCACUUUGCAUCUGUCCAUAGACCUCAAGGACUGGGACUACAAUACAGGUGGUGCAAGAAUGAAAAACUGGUUGCUGACAUUUGUACUACGGCCGUUGUGUCCCAAAGUCAAUUCAAAAAUUCAGACACGGGUUGGACAUUUCAUCCAUACAAAGACUAUCGCACUUACUAUCCAGACUGGGCCAUCCAGCCCGACCCCAGCAUCGAGUCCUCCGAUUACUGGAAAUACAUAUUCGUGAAGUUUAAUAUAGAAUUUGCCAAAAUGUACAAUGCAAAACCGGCCGUUCUGCCAGCCAACUGGAAGACGAUCACCAAGGAGCAGGCCUCGUCCAGCCUGAGGAGAGUGUACAACUUGAGUUAAUCUUUUUUUUUUAUACAUUUUUAUUAGUGUAUUCACAAAGCCAAAAACAUAACGACAAUAAAAAGGAUAUCAAUUUAAAGGGGUUGUCCGGGUUCAGAGGUGAAUCUGGACAUAUCCCCUUCUUCACCUAGGCAGCCCCUCUCACAUGAGCAUUUCAUGUUCAGAUGCUCUCCUUCGUCCUGUGCUGAAUCGCCCAGGACAAGGGCUUUUUCUGGAAAUCUGGUGACGUACCAGCAUCUCCAUGGGCAAGC
Molecule: messenger RNA, 5264 nt
Organism: Bufo bufo (common toad)
Lineage: Eukaryota; Metazoa; Chordata; Amphibia; Anura; Bufonidae
Product: interferon-induced very large GTPase 1-like
Molecular function (GO): GTP binding
Source: RefSeq, a predicted model, not a curated record